Molecule: messenger RNA, 441 nt
Organism: Bufo gargarizans (Asiatic toad)
Lineage: Eukaryota; Metazoa; Chordata; Amphibia; Anura; Bufonidae
Product: secreted RxLR effector protein 161-like
Exons: 1
Coding region: 1-441 (146 amino acids)
Source: RefSeq, a predicted model, not a curated record
AUGGGGAAGUUACUAUACAUUGCUACAGUGGCAAGGCCUGACAUAGCCACAGCAGUGGGAUUCUUAUGCAGAAAAGUAUCCCAGCCAACCCAGAUGGACUGGAAUGCAGCAAAAAGGAUCAUACACUAUUUAAAGGGAACAAUAGACUUUAAACUGAAACUUUCAUCAACAGGGAAAAGUGGUCUGACUGGAUAUGUGGAUGCAGACUGGGCAGGUGACCCCAGUGAUCGGAAAUCCACCAGUGGACACCUGUUUCUAUUCAAAGACGGGCUGAUCAGCUGGACCACUAGAAAACAGUCCACAGUGACACUGUCCUCCACCGAAGCAGAAUAUGUGGCCGCAUCACAAGCAGGGCAAGAGGUAAUCUGGUUGAGACAAUUGCUGGAAGAUCUAGAUCAGAACCAGACAGAGUCCACGCCAAUCUAUGAGGACAAUCAAUGA